Molecule: messenger RNA, 174 nt
Organism: Rangifer tarandus platyrhynchus (Svalbard reindeer)
Lineage: Eukaryota; Metazoa; Chordata; Mammalia; Artiodactyla; Cervidae
Source: the annotation of a GenBank genome assembly
AUGGGCGCUCAGCUGAGCGGUGGCCAGGGCGCCGCGGACCCGCCGCAGCCCCAGCCGCAGCCCCAACCCCAGCCUGCGGCGCCGGAGGGCCCUGCUCGGCCCCAGCCAGAGCCCAGCCCCUGGGGGCCGCUGGACGACGUUCGCUUCCUCAUCGCCUGCACCUCCUGGUACUGA